Molecule: messenger RNA, 552 nt
Organism: Rotaria socialis
Lineage: Eukaryota; Metazoa; Rotifera; Eurotatoria; Philodinida; Philodinidae
Source: the annotation of a GenBank genome assembly
AUGCCGUCUGAUUCAUUGGAUGUACAAGCAUUAGUACAAAAUUGCCGUUAUAUUAUCCGAGAAAGGUUUUUCACAAUAAGUAACAGUUUUAAAAUCAAAGAUGAACUAGGACGUGACAAAUAUAAUGUCAGAUCAAAAAAAUUGGCAUUGGGUAGAAAGCUCAUAUUUGAAGAUAUGAAUGGCACUGUUCUUUUGAAAAUCCAUCGAAAAGGAUUUCAUUUACUUGAUCAAAUUAGUAUUUUAUCAGCUGGUGAUAAUGAACUUAAUCAACAAGUGGCAACCAUUAGACAGAAAUUUACUUUUUUUAAGCAUAGUUAUAAGAUUUAUUCAAUUUAUGGUGAAUAUAAAUUAAAAGGUCUCAAUAUAUUCGAUCAAGCAUUUAUAUUAAAGACCAAAGAUGGUGAAACAAUAGCAACUGCAAAUAAGAAGAUUUUUGCAAUGGUCAACAUCUAUCAAGUUGAAAUAAUGGAUUCAAAUAAUGAUAAAAAACAAGAUCAUUCAUUUAUUUUAGCAUUAAUUAUUGCUCUACAUUGUUCAAUUUACUCUCCAUAA